Molecule: messenger RNA, 1421 nt
Organism: Paramuricea clavata
Lineage: Eukaryota; Metazoa; Cnidaria; Anthozoa; Malacalcyonacea; Plexauridae
Source: the annotation of a GenBank genome assembly
CGCCCCACAUUCGUUCCCUGCUUUAUCUAUAGACAAUCAACAUCUCGAAGUUGUCCACACUGUUAAGCUUCUGGGAGUGUACUUGUCUGCUGAUUUAAAGUGGACGACGCAUAUUGACCACAUAUGUUCCAAAGCCAGUAAACGUCUAUUUGCAAUUCGAAUAUUGAAACGAAACGGCGUUGAAGUGUGGGAUCUUAGAAAUGUAUACUGUAGCUUCAUACGACCUGUGCUAGAGUAUGCCUGCCCCGUGUGGCAUUUUUCAUUGCCUGUAUUUUUGUGCGACCAAAUUGAACAAAUUCAACGCCGGGCUCUGAAAAUUAUCUAUCCUGAUUUAUCGUAUAAAGACGGUUUGAACGAACUCAAUCUGCCCACUCUUGUUGAUCGGAGGGUUUCCUUGUGUGAACGGUUUUACGAGAACAGUUUUGGCACUUCAAGUAAAACUUCUGACCUUUUACCUAGAAAGAAAUCUUAUUCAUAUAACCUUAGAAAUGCUAGAAACAUUCCACUUUUUAAAACACGUACAAGUAGAUUUUAUGACAGUUUUUUACCAACCUGCGUACGGAAAUGGGACUUGCCUUGAACUAUUCCAAUUUAAUAACUUAACACAAUAAUGCAUAAAUUUGUAUUGUACAUAUAUUUUUAUAUAUUCUAAUCUAACUAUUUUAUUUUAAUAUUUGUUACUUGAGUUUUUCAGUUUCUUUGUAAACUGCCAUUCAAGUUUUUAAUAAAUUCAAUUCAAUUCAAUUCAAUUCAUUAUUUGUUGGUCUGAUUCGGAGGUUGCUCUAGCCUGGAUUAGGGGUAAGGAAAAAUCUUGGAAACUGUGGGUUGAGAAUAGAGUGGUUGAAAUACGGAAGGUGGUUGAUAGGGCUGGUUGGAGAUAUGUAAAGAGUGGGCUAAAUCCUGCGGAUGUGCCUACUAGGAUUUCUUCCAAUAUUUGUGAGUCUUUUACUGGUUGUUGGUUUGAGGGACCAUCGUUUCUUUUGUCACUAAAGGAUUAUGCUGAGGUAGAAGUUGAGUAUAGUGGUGGGGGUGAGAUUUCCCAGGCGGGAAUGGCUGACUUCAGUAAUCAGACGCACAAGGGCCAAGAUAACCAAAAAUGUUCAUUAAGUUCUGUCAUUAACAGUGAUCGCUUCAGCUCGCUAAAAAAGCUUAUUCUGGUAACGGGUUACGUAUUACGAUUCGUGAACAAUUUACAAAAGAGAGUGAAAAGAGAAACAAAUUUGAUCACGGAGGAUAUGAUAACGGUCACUGAAUAUAACGAAGCUCUAAUUAUGCGGAUUAAAGAUGAACAGUUCCAGUUGAAGCAACAAGAUAAUUACUCAAAGCUCGAAGCAUCGUUACAUUUAUUUGAAGACAAGGACGGUGUUCUUCGAUUACGAGGUCGAUUCGCCAAUGCAUCGUUACAAUAUGAAGAACAGUAA